Messenger RNA from Fraxinus pennsylvanica, 915 nucleotides. NCBI's taxonomy places the organism in Eukaryota, Viridiplantae, Streptophyta, Magnoliopsida, Lamiales, Oleaceae. The record is from the annotation of a GenBank genome assembly.
AUGGCGGAACAUUUGGCAUCAAUAUUUGGGACGGAGAAGGAUCGAGUAAAUUGCCCGUUCUACUUCAAGAUCGGUGCGUGCCGACACGGGGACCGGUGUUCCAGGCUCCAUACCAAGCCCAGCAUAAGUCCAACAAUAUUGUUGUCUAACAUGUACCAGCGGCCUGACAUGAUCACUCCUGGUGUUGAUUCUCAGGGUCAGCCCAUCGACCCUAAAGCGAUACAGGAACAUUUCGAGGAUUUUUAUGAAGAUUUGUUUGAGGAGCUCAACAAGUAUGGAGAGAUUGAAAGCUUGAACAUCUGCGACAAUUUGGCUGACCACAUGGUUGGCAAUGUUUAUGUCCAGUUCAGAGAGGAAGAGCAUGCUGCAAAUGCAGUGAAAAAUCUGACUGGCAGAUUUUAUGCUGGACGGCCCAUCAUUGUUGAUUUCUCUCCGGUUACUGAUUUUCGUGAAGCUACCUGUAGGCAGUAUGAUGAGAAUACUUGCAAUCGUGGUGGGUACUGCAACUUUAUGCAUCUGAAAAGAAUUAGCAGGGAAUUGAGACGCCACUUGUUUGGGAGAUACAAGAGGAGGCGUAGCAGAAGCAGAAGCCCUUACAGGCACCGUAGCUAUGAAGAGAGCUCUCAUAGCCAUCGCAGUCAUAGGAGGAGAUAUGAUGAUCGCGAUUACCAUGAGGGUCGCAGCGGGAGGCGCAGAAGUACAAGUCCUAUUCGUAAGAGAGGGAAAAGGAAGAGGCGGAACGUUCUAACAAGGGAAAUGCUGGUGAGGCUGAUGAUAGAAAUGAAAAUGAUGACCGUGGUAAUGUGCACAAUGGAUAUCGGUACUAUGACCAGGAGCCACCACUUCAAAGUUGAUAUGGGUACUGAUGAUUUGAGCACUGGUGUUUCGGUGAACAAGUCCGACAGUUUGGUUUGA